Molecule: messenger RNA, 2241 nt
Organism: Opisthorchis viverrini
Lineage: Eukaryota; Metazoa; Platyhelminthes; Trematoda; Opisthorchiida; Opisthorchiidae
Exons: 10
Coding region: 1-2154 (717 amino acids)
Source: RefSeq, a predicted model, not a curated record
AUGAACGAGAGAUUCAGCUGGGUUCCAGAUAGUUUGGAAGAUAACACUUUGAGAGCGUGUUCUCAAACUUUCAUCAGUGACCCCCAACGAUCUGUGAUGGAACUCGCUGCAAAGCAGCCCAAACAACUUUCCGCAGAAUAUGAUUUCAGUGACGGCGAAUUAUCUCUGGCUUCAGGUUGUGGAAAAAGAACUGACCCUUCAGAAGGCCUGGAACAAGCACAAAUUCCAUUCAUCCCUCCUCUUGAAUUGACAUCUUGCAGCAGUAGUGUCAUCACGGAUGCUGAAGAUCCAUUUAAAGGUGUCCUCGAUAUUGACCUCCGUUAUGAUUCAGAACAUGACUGCACGCCCUCAACGGGAUCCCGGAGUAGCGAAGCCAAAGACAACACAAUAUCGAGUAGAUGGAACGUUUUCAGUGAGGAGCUGAAACAAAGGCAGAAACAAAGUGAACAACUGACCAAGGUCUCCAAGGCGCGGGUUGCCAAUCAGACCGCCAGUAUACCAUAUGACGGUGGGCUGAUCUAUGUUGGCGACAGUUCUUAUUCGGCGAUAUAUCAGGGUGGAAAGUCCACGGAAAUAAGUAAAUCUCCUCUACCUUCGUUACGGGGUGAGCAUGGGAGUAAUCACUUGUUCAAUCAGCGAAUGCAAAUGCAAAACGCAGCAUACUCCGCCCCAACGCUUCUUGGCCGCGCAACUCCGCGAAACGUGGCACGCAAACUGUCAAAAACGGAUGGACAUACUGAUGAGGAUGGUUCUGUGAAUCAGUGUGAUAACCUCAACCGCUUCAAGAGCAUCAUUCAUCACAACCGACCUUCUGUCGAGCAAAAAUCCAACCAGAUACAGACAAGAGAAGUGUACAUACAAUCUGGAUCACCAACGGAUUUGCGAUAUAAUUCCACCGGGCACAUAAACUCGUCCACUUAUCCUACUACUCCACUCGGCACUGGUAGUCACGCUCAUCCCGUAAGCUGUUUCACAAUCCACCAUUUCAUUCUGAUUGCAAAGUAUUCGAAUUCUUUAGGUAACAUUAUCACUGUCCUUAAAAACGGUUAUUCUGUGGAUUGUGGAAUCACACGAGUGUCUGAAUGUUUUGGGACCGAGGCUCCGAAACAUGAGAAGCUGUCAGCUUCCGGGGUAUAUCGCAAGGGUCUACAACAGCAGGCCGAACUUAUCAAGGCACAUCAACAGUUUUACCAAAACCGAACACAGCGACUGGUUGGCGAUAGACUAACCAGACUAGAUAAAUUGUGUCAAAAAGUUACUCCUUCCGAAACAGUGAUUUCUCGACACCCUUCUCCACACCUUCGUGAGCAGCCACAUAUGCAUUCAGUCGAGCCGUUUGAUUCACACGUAAAACAUCACCGGAGCAUCACCGCUCAGUUUUCGGAAAGUCCACAUUGCCAGAUUACGAUGAAGCGGUACACCAUGAAAGAUUACACCCUUCUUCCCCGGAUCCCUGUGCAAUCAACGGGUUUAGGUCCUGACCUGGACUCUGCAGAAUACAAGGCCAAACUGAACAAAUAUCAGCGACAGCACGGCUAUGCUGAACUUCUUCGAAUGCGGGCUUCAAAACAACACGACAGAAGAAGCCGCAAUCCAGUUCGUCCAAGGAUCAACGACGUUGUUGAACAUGGCGUGCGUAGUGAAUCUGCUCAUUGCAGAUCGGAAAAAUCACCAGUUGAGUUGUCCUCUCCUUCAAUGGAAACACCGAGUGGAAAAGAACCUGGAUUUAUUGUGGUACAAGAAAGCGAAAGUGCACGCUCUUCCGCACGCAACCAGUCCGAACGACAGUCUGGCCUGGCUGAAGUCAAAUUUCGGUCUAAAUCACUAGAACGAACCACAAUGGCAACUGACAAGUUAUCUGAGAGGGAAGCCGAAAAACAAAAGAUCAUCCAGAAAAGAGAACUGAUGAAACAAUAUGCAGAAAACAUCCGCUUUAAACUGUCAAAGCAACGAGCAAAAGCCAAGAAUCGUGCAACCCACAACUCUCCACUCGCAUCUAAACAGGAGCAGGCGAACCUCCUGCAGAACUCAUCAAUCUCUUCAAUUAUUUUGGAUUCAACUGAUGAACCACAACUACUUGAGAUGCUCAGGCGCCACGAAGAAGAUAGAAAACUUGCUGAUGCAUUAUGGAAAGUGAUAGGUGUUUCGCCCUGACACCAGACGAACGAUGCGCGGCACUCAUUUCCUGAUAUCUGACAUUUCUAUAUAGCGUCUUUCUAUUUUAUUGAAACAAUUUCCGAG